Molecule: messenger RNA, 735 nt
Organism: Parastagonospora nodorum SN15
Lineage: Eukaryota; Fungi; Ascomycota; Dothideomycetes; Pleosporales; Phaeosphaeriaceae
Exons: 2
Coding region: 1-735 (244 amino acids)
Biological process (GO): mycotoxin biosynthetic process
Source: RefSeq, a predicted model, not a curated record
AUGAAGCACGAACAGAACGAAGAGGCUGAAGCCUUCCUCGACCAGCCGGAAGAUGGUCAUCAUACUCCGAGCAUCACAACCCGGAAGAGAAGCCCAUGGGCACGGUCCUGGUCGUACAUCCGGAUAACCCUCGAGGUUGCAAUGGUAGCCACCAUAUUCUUCCUCCUCUUCUUCCGCGCACCUCCAUCCAGGACUAUUCGCAGGUCGCCUGUGCCCGACUUCCCACGCAAGAUCUACACUUUCCACAACGACCCCAAAUACACCCGGGAAGACAUGUUCUUGAACGAAACCACAACCCUCCAUACCCUCCACAACUGGAUCCCACUCUCUUCCGACUCGCGUGGAUACGUCGUCAUCCCAGACCUCGAUGGGCCCUACGACCUACCCGAACCGCACACCAUCGCAGUCGACCGCCACAACGAUGGUCCUGGUUUCAUGAUGUCCGUGUUCCACCAGCUGCACUGCCUAUCCUAUUUAGCCGAGUACUACCAGCGCGGUUACGGAGGCCAUGAAUUGACGGAAGAGGUGGCACAUCAUACAGCACACUGCUUCAACUACAUCAGGCAGGGUAUUACGUGCAACGCAGAUGUGACUUUGGAAGGAAAGACAGAUUUGGGGCCGGGAGAGGGUAGUGAGCAUGAGUGUGUGGACUAUGAUGCAUUGUUGGAGUGGGCGAAUAAGCAUGCAGCGUUUAGGUGGAGGAACGGGUUGCUGCCAGAAGACUCGGUGCUUUGA